AUGCUCAUCAUUUACAUUUAUUUUUUAGUGUGCUUUAUUAUUAUAAGAGAUGUAAAAACGCGAAUUUCAUAUGAUGAGAUUAUAUCUUUUAAUAACUUGAAUGAAAAAAAUGUAUUAACAUAUUAUAGCUAUGAUGAUGAUUCUGAUGAGUGUUAUAUGUGGUAUUAUUUUAAAGAGGAUUUUUUUGAAAUAUAUUAUUUAAAAGAUGAAUAUAAUAUAAUAAAGAAAAAACAAAGAGAUCUAAUUGACAAGGAGGAUGCUAGCAGGACAGAAAUGUGGAACAGUAACAAUAAUAAUAAUAAUAAUAAUAAUAAUAAUAGUAAUAUCAUUGAUUAUAAAUACAAUACAUUCUUAGAAAAUCCUAAUAAUAUCAACUCAUGGAUUAUUAGUGACAAUAUUUGUUGUAAGGAAGUAUUAAUUUUUAUAGAUAAAAAAAAAGCUAAUUGUAACAAAUCGUUAUCCUCAUUUAUCAUAAGAGUAAAUAAUAAUAAUAAUAAAAAAAAAAAAGAAGAAGAUGAAGAAGAAGAAAAAAAGAGUUAUAUUUUGGUUGAAUAUAAUGUAAACAGUCACAUAUAUAUGAUAAAUAAUAUUAUUAUAACAUAUGGUAAUAAAACUGAGAAAAGACCCUUAUAUAUUCUUACAGAUAAUAAUAAGAAAAUUAAUUAUUCUAAAAAUGAUAUAUUUGAUAUAUAUUAUAAUACAGAAUAUGUCGAUUAUAUAAAAAUAUUAUAUAACAAAGUGGGAGGAUAUCAUGAAUUACAUUUAAAGACAAAAGAUAAAAAAAUAGGUAAGACAAAAAUCUUUAUUAUAUUAAGAAAUAAAUGUAAACAUAUAUUUAUUACUAUUCUGUUAUAUAUUUAUGAACAUUUAUUUUUACUUCCUAAUAAUACAUAUGUCAUACCAGGAAAUAAUAUAAAAUUAGUUUUAAGAAAAAAAAAUUACAAUCAAACAUAUUAUGAAAAAAAAGAAAAAAUCAAUAAUUGUUUAUAUAUAUUUGUAAAAAACAAAAAUAUUUUUAAAACUUUUAAUAUACAACCUUUAAAAAUGAAAACAAAUAUAUAUAAAUCAAAUUAUUUCAAAGAUGAUGAUAAGAAUAAAUAUAAUGAUAUAUCUUUAUAUUAUGAUGAUUAUCCAAAAAAAAAUUCUCAUCUAUACAAUGAUGAAGUGAAAAGGUCUGGAUAUGAACCUGAAAAAUUAUCUUUUUAUCAUUAUUAUAAAUACAUUGAAUUUAUAAAAUAUAAACAAUAUAAAGAACAUAUAAAACUUAUGCAAUGUCUAAAAGAAUAUCAUAUAACAAAUUUUGAAAAUAAAUAUAAAAUUAUGCAUAGUGAUGAAUAUGAUAUAAUUCAAAAUGAUGUAAUACAAAUAAAAAAUAUAUAUAAUAAUAAUAAUAAUAAUAAAAAUAAUGAUGAUGAUAAUAAAAUCAAAAUACAUGUUAUAAUAAAAAAUGAACAAAACAAUCAAACCUUUUCCUCAUUCCUUUAUUUAUAUCAUGUACAUCAUAUAAAUAUAGAUUGCUUUUAUCCUAAUUAUAUUAUAUCACAACACAUGAUAGAAUAUGAUAUAAAUAAAAAGAAUAAGAAUACACAGAUACAAAAUAAAAAAAAAAUAUAUGAACAAGAUCCAUUAAUAUAUAUAGAAAUGUUAUAUUUGAAAUAUCAUUUUUUUUAUAAACAUUAUUAUUAUUUUAAUAAUUAUUAUAUACAUCGAUAUUUUAAAAUAUAUAGAAAUAAUACUACAAAUCAGGAAGAAGAACAAAAAAAAGGGAUACAUGAAGACAAAAUAAAUUUGUUAGCAAACACCAAAUAUCUUUGUUUUAUUAAAUUAGUAAGUGAUAAUAUAAAAGAAAAUAUAUAUUAUAAUAAUUUAAUAAAUUCAAAUGACAAUAAAAUAAGUAAUUGGAUUAUAACUCCUAUAAAAAAAAAUAAUUUUAAUAUGUUCAUUAUGUAUACAUUUGAAAAAGAGCUAGCUAAAUUAUUUUUAACAUGUAAUUAUAUGAAAAAAUCAAAUUUUUUACAAAUAUCAUAUGAUAAAUACGAAUCAGUUAAGAAAUAUAUUACAUAUUCUUCAAAAAUAAAAUGUUAUAUUAAAGAAGAUAUAUUAAUGUCUACUCUUUAUAUUUUUCCAGAUGAAAAGAUUUAUUAUAUAUGUUAUGGAGGUAUUAAAAAUAGUUAUAUUAUGAAGAUAUUUAAUAAAUAUGAUUUUAUUCAUGUACAUGUAGUAAAUGAUAAAAUGAUUUCAAUCCAAUUAAAAAAAAAUAACACACAUGAAAAAGAAAAUAUAAAAGAAAGAAACAAAAAAAAAGAUUAUAGUAAUGAUAAAAAAAAAUAUGUUAAUUAUUCACAUAAUAAUAAAAAAUAUAAUGAUUUGUUAUAUUUAAUAGUUAUACAAUUUUGUGAUCAAUAUAAUAUUAAUAAUUGUUUUAUUUCAAAAAUAUAUAUAAUACAAAAUAUACAUCAUUAUUAUAUUAUAUUAGAAAAAAAUACAAUCGAAAUAAAUCAAACAACAAAAGCGUAUGUCUACAUGUAUUAUGAUAUAAGUAAAGCAUAUAAAGAAACAAAAUACAGUUUAUUCAAAUAUGUACAUAAUAAUAAUAAAACGAAUAAAGGUUUGAAUAUAAUAUAUAAUAAUCAUAAAAAAAGAAAUGAUAAAAUAGAUGAAACAAGAAAAAAAAAAAAAAAAAAAAAAAAAAAUUAUUAUUAUGAUGAUAAUAAAUAUGAUAUGUAUAAUAAUAUAUACCACAAAAAUGAUAGGAAUCAUAUAAAUGGUUCCCAUCUUAUUCCUCUAACAUUUUGUUUUUAUAAAAUACAUAAUAAUAUAAUUAUUAAUUUUGAUAAAACAUAUACAGAUAUAACUACGAAUGUUACAAAAUAUUCAAAAGAGACAGAUGAAAAAUAUAAAAAUUCUUGUGGUUAUUUUUAUAUAAAAGGAAAAAAGAAAGGAACAACCAAAAUAGAAAUAAAAUAUAUAAAAGACAAAUAUAUAGAAUAUAAUAGUUUCAUAUUAAAUUUAGAUAUAUAUAAUAAAAUAAAUGCUUUAUUUUGUGUAGAUUUUGUAUGUAGUAAAUAUAUUAAACAUAAUCAAUUAAUCCAUUUAAUAAUUUAUGAUGGUUUCAAUAAAAAAAUACCAUAUGAUAUAAAUAUUUCUUCUGAAGAUGAUAAUAAUAAAAAUAUAAUAAUAAAAGAAAAUAAAAUAUUAAAUAAAUUAUUUAAUAUAAAAGGUAAUUUAUUAUUUCACAAUUUAUUUCUUGAUGAACAAUUUUCAUCUAUAUUCCAAUCACAAUUUUAUGGACAUAUAUAUAAUCCAAAAAAACACAACUAUAAAAAUGUAUGUUGUGAUAUGAAAUAUAAAAAAAAAAAAAGUAAUUAUUACAUUGAAGAUAAUAAUGAUUCAGAUUAUGAUACAUAUUUAUAUGAACAAUUUAUUAUUUUCUCAGAUGAAGAUACAAAUUUUUAUCCUAUCAAAUUGUAUAACAGAAAAUUAUUUGAGUAUGAUUUUGUUUUUAAUUAUGCAUUUAAAGAAAAAUCAAUAAAUAACAAAAUAAAAAAUAUUAAUAAAAAUAUUAAUAAAAAUAUUAAAAAAAAUGACAAUCAAAAUGAUAAUCAAAAUGAUAAUCAAAGUGAUAAUCAUAAUGACAAUCGAGAUAAUAAUAUGAAUUAUUUAUGUUCAUGUAGUAAAUAUUCUAAUGUGUUACUUCGUCAAAGAAAUUAUUAUAAAAAUAAAAAACAGAAAAAAGAAAAUAUAUCCAAUGAUAUGUAUAAUAAUACAUAUAGUGAUAUUAUAUCAUAUUAUGAUAAUUUUAUAUAUGUGCAGAAAUAUUAUUUUAUUUAUGCUAUGUAUGAAAAAAAAAAAAAUGAUAUUACUUCAAAUAUUAUAAUACAAAUGAAAGAGAAACAAAACAAAAAUAUUAACAGUACUAAUUUCUUCCCAAUACAUAUUAAAUAUCCAUCUUCUAUACAAAUGGUUAUUUUUGACAAGCAUCUCAAGAAAUUAUAUUCAAUACAAGAUAUUACAUUUGACAAUAAUAAUAAUAAUAAUAAUAAUAAUAUACAAGAUAUACAUUAUCAUCACAGUUGCAAUCCUUGCAGUUUUAAUAUUUUAUCAUUAUAUAAUAACCAUAAUUAUUUUUUUAAAACCUUUCUUAUAGACGAUAAAGAAAAUGUUAUACUGACUAAUGAAAAUUUUAAAUAUAUUCUCAAACCCUACUUUAUAAAUCUUCAUCCCUUAUGUUAUAAAAAUAAAUCGCAUUAUCUAGAAAAUGAACAAAAUAUAAGGAAAAUUAUUAUAAAUACAAAUAAAAGAGUAUUAUUAAAUCAUACUUUUAAAAAAAAUUAUAAGAACUUAUAUAAAUAUAAUCAUAAUAACUAUCAACAUGUUAAUAUAAAUAAUUAUUAUCCCUCAUUUUUAUUUUCAUUCUCAUUCUUGUCCUUAACAGUUGAAUAUAAAUAUAUAAAAGAAAAAGAAACAUAUAUAUAUGAAAAAGAAUUAUUCAUCACAUUUUAUGAUCAAAUAUAUAUAAAUACUCAGACACAUUUAUAUUUGUUCUAUUCUCCGUUGGUUUAUUAUAAGAUAUAUGUAUGUAAAAUACAUAAAGAUUUUAUUCUAGAUUAUGAUUUUAAAGGCAAAUAUAAUAAUCAAAUAAAUAUAAUAUUUAACAAUGAAAAUAUAAAUGACAAUAAAUUUAUUCAAAAUAUAUCAUCACAUAUGAAAAAAUAUAAAGAAUCAUAUAUUAUUAAAGAAAUUGAUAUGGUCACAAAAACAGAUAUAUCAACUAAUAAUAAUUGUUCUUCUUUAUAUAUUAAUUCAACACAUAUAAAUCAAGGUAUAUUAUAUAUAUAUAAUAAUAAUAAAUUUUUUUUUGAAAUCAAACCGUCUAAUAUAAAUAUAUCCUUUAACGAAAUAUCAAAAAUAAAAAUAUCCUUGUCCUCUUCAUUUUAUAAUAUGAAAGAUUCAAUUAUUUUAAGACUAGAAUUUUUUAAUAAAUACAAUCAAAAAUUUUCUCAUCAAAUUCCUUUACAACUUUUCAAAAUAAAAUUAUUAUAUAAUUAUAAAAAAAUUAAUUUAAAUCUUAUACAAAAUGGAUAUAAGAAUUAUAAUUAUAAUAUGAUCAAAAAUAUUAAAUCUUUAUUUAUAAAACGAAAUAAAGAAAAUAAAGAAAAUAAAGAAAAUAAAGAAAAUAAAGAAAAUAGACAAAAUAAAGAACAAAUAAAAGACGAAGAAGAAGAUAUGAUACUUUCAGAUCUAUUUUAUUAUGUAGAUUGUCAAAUUGUAGGUACAUACUAUAUACAAAUAGAACUCACAUAUAAUAAUCAAGAAAAUAAUAAUAAAACUUAUAAAUAUAAAUCUAUAAUAUCUAAUAUUACACACCUAUUAGUAUAUUCAUCUGGAAAAUUAUUACACAAUUAUUAUGAAGAAAAACAACUUUCUGAAAUUGAAAAAAAAAAAAAAAAAAAAAAAAAAGAUAAAAAUAUAAAACAAACACAUAUACAAAAAUAUAAAGAUGAUGAUGAUAAUUCAAAUAUAAUAAAAAAUGUUAUUGGGAAUUUUAUUAAUAAUAUAAUACAAAAUUUUACAAAUCAUAAAACAGAAGAACCAAACAAACUAAUAAUGAAUGAACAAAAUAAUAAUCAUAAUAUAGCACAUAUUUUGUUACAUCCAUUAAAUCAAAGUAUUCAAUUACAUUUUAAAUUUGAUCAUCCAUAUAUAUACAAAAUAUUAUGUGUUUCAAAGAAUUAUUCUGUAGUAGUACCUACUAUAUUAUAUGAAAAUAAUAGUAAUAAUAAAGAACAAUAUAGAUGUCACAUCAAAACUAAUAAUAUUGUAGGUAAUACAGAAAUACAUAUAUAUCCUAUCUUUAUAGAUUAUUUCAACAUAUUCUUAUUACAAAUAAAAAAUUAUAAAAAUAAAAAACAAUUUGUUAGUCUUCAAAAAUAUGAUUUACAUUUUCAUGAUAUUGAAACAUAUUAUAUUAAUUUUUGUAAAUAUAAAAGUAAUCAUCCUAUUUGUAUACAAUCAGAAGAACUAAGAAUUAUGCGUCAGCUCUAUUUUUUACAAGUACAUAUUAAUCUUGAUUAUAUUACGUCUGUCCGAUUUAUUAAUGAACAAAUUGAAAAUACACUUUAUGUUCCAUUAAAAAAAACGUUCUAUACAUUUCUUAUAUUUCUUAAUAAAACUGAAGAUAUUUUUCAACACAUAGAUUUUAAAGCUAUGUAUGAAAAAAAUUCAAAUCAAAAAUUCUUUAUUUUAGAAUAUUUUGCCGAUACUGAUUCUAUUGUUUUAAAUGAUAAAAGAGAAUGUGUCACGUUAAAUAUCAAAACAUGCUUCUCACAAUAUCAAAAAAACGAAGAAAAAAAUAAUGGAAUAUUUGAAAAAGGUCAUUCCAUUAUUCAAUCUAAUAAUGAUAAUAUAGAUAAGCAUACUUCAACAAAUAAAAAAUGUAACAAAAUAUUAAAAGUAUUAAAAAAUUCAUCAGACACAUUCUUAUCUAUUAAGGCAUAUAAAGAAGGUAAUUAUGUAUUAUAUGUAAAAUUAAUUAGAAAUAAUAAUAUUAUAGUAUCAAAAAAAUAUAAUAUUGUUGUAACAAAUAAUAUACAUGAAGAAAAAAGAUAUAGACAAACCAUACAGUUAAGUACCAAUUCAAUUUAUAAUGUUUAUAAACCUUUUCAUCUUUUUAAAAUGUUUCAAAUAUAUAAUUUGUCACAUAUAGAAAAAAUUAAAACACCACAAUAUUAUGAAUGUACAUAUUUUUCUUCUCAUUAUUAUAUAAAUAAAAAUAACAUUGCUGAUAAAAAAGGAAUCAUUAAAAUAAAAAUCAAUAUAUCACAUAUCUAUAGUGCUACUAUAAAGAACUAUUAUACAAAAUACAUACCAUUAAAUGUGAUACAAUAUUUUUAUAUUCAUUUGUAUAAUAAAAAUAUGCAAAAGAUUUCAUUUCCAUCAAAUGGUAAACUUAUUUUAAACAUAUCACAUCCAAAUAUAUUAGAUACUACCAUUAUGAACAAUAAUCAUAUUUAUAUUAUUCCGAAUAAAAUAGGAUGCUCAUUUAUUAAUAUACAUUUUGUUUUAUAUACAAAUUAUAAAGAAUAUGUUAAAACGGAGCAACAAAAUCGAAAAAUUAUUUACAUAGAUAAUUUACAUUUAUGUGUUGUAAACUCUAUGAAACUAAAACAUUUUCAAAAAAAAAAUCAUAACUUAUAUUAUCCAAAAAAAACAUAUCAACUAUUAAAAGGAUACAAUCAUGAAUUUUCAAUGCAACCAUAUAUAUGUCUAAAAAAUGUUAUUAAAAAAACAAACAAACAAAAUUUUCUUCCAUAUAUAUUAAACAAAACAAAUUUUUCUCAUAUGUAUAAAUAUUAUGAAAAAACAAGUUUUAUCAAAAAUAUAAAUGAUUAUUUACUUGAGCCAGUUCAUAAACAUUAUUCUAUAAUUAAUGAUCACUGUACCUUCAUCAAAACAUAA
This is a messenger RNA of Plasmodium adleri (nom. inval.), 7458 nucleotides long. RefSeq names its product conserved Plasmodium protein, unknown function. The record is from RefSeq and is a predicted model, not a curated record. The coding region runs from base 1 to 7458 and encodes 2485 amino acids. Lineage: Eukaryota; Apicomplexa; Aconoidasida; Haemosporida; Plasmodiidae. The transcript has a single exon.